Molecule: messenger RNA, 1522 nt
Organism: Manihot esculenta (cassava)
Lineage: Eukaryota; Viridiplantae; Streptophyta; Magnoliopsida; Malpighiales; Euphorbiaceae
Product: ubiquitin receptor RAD23b
Exons: 12
Coding region: 224-1321 (365 amino acids)
Biological process (GO): nucleotide-excision repair; proteasome-mediated ubiquitin-dependent protein catabolic process
Cellular component (GO): nucleoplasm; cytosol
Molecular function (GO): polyubiquitin modification-dependent protein binding; damaged DNA binding; ubiquitin binding
Source: RefSeq, a predicted model, not a curated record
GUUUCUACAACAAAAAAUAGAAAUUCAGAUUUGGGUGAGGUGUCCACUGUGCAUAGAGCCACCGUAUAAAUCAAACUGAAAUCGAACACUACUUUCCUUCUUUCAUUCACUUCUCCUACCACUACUUUCCUCCCCUCUUCAUUCUCUGAUAGCCCCUUUUUAGGGUUUCUUCUCAUCCAGUGAAGCAUUGUCUUCUGUAUAUCUUUCUGCCGGAUUCGCCGAAAUGAAGCUUACUGUUAAGACUCUCAAAGGCAGCCAUUUCGAAAUUAGGGUUCUGCCCAACGACACAGUUAUGGCUGUCAAGAAAAAUAUUGAAGAUGUGCAAGGAAAGGAUAAUUACCCAUGUGGGCAGCAGUUAUUGAUUCACAAUGGUAAAGUUUUGAAAGAUGAGACUACUUUAGCAGACAACAAAGUCACUGAAGAUGGUUUUCUUGUUGUAAUGCUUAGCAAGAGUAAAACUUCAGCUGGGACCUCAUCAACCCAGUCUUCUGCUGCACCUACAACUACACCAACUUCAAACUCAUCUCCUGCAGUUGAAGUUCAAGCACCGGCCGCGAAGAGCACAUCUGCUUCUGAAGCAGCAACAGCUACUGCACAAACUGAUACCUAUGGUGAUGCUGCUUCAAAUUUAGUUCCCGGUAAUAAUAUUGACCAGACUAUCCAACAAAUAAUGGAUAUAGGAGGUGGGAACUGGGAUAAAGAAACAGUUACUCGUGCACUUCGGGCUGCCUAUAACAAUCCAGAACGAGCAGUAGAUUACUUGUACUCUGGUAUUCCAGAAGCAGCGGAAGUUGCUGUCCCAGUGUCUCAUUUCCCUGCAGGUCAGGCAACUGAAACAGGUACAGCUGCACCUGCAUCUGGAGCACCCAAUACGUCUCCCUUUAAUAUGUUCCCCCAGGAAACACUUUCUGCUGCUGCCGGUGGUGGGGAAUUUGGAUCCCUUGAUUUCCUUAGAAGCAAUCAACAGUUUCAAACAUUGCGAUCAAUGGUUCAGGCGAAUCCACAAAUUUUACAGCCCAUGCUUCAGGAACUUGGAAAGCAAAACCCUCAACUAUUAAGAAUGAUUCAAGAACAUCAUGCUGAAUUUCUUCAGUUAAUAAAUGAACCUCUUGAAGGUUCUGAAGGGGAUAUAUUUGAUCAGGUUGACCAAGACAUGCCUCAUGCAAUAAACGUGACCCCUGCUGAACAGGAGGCUAUUGAACGGCUUGAGGCAAUGGGAUUUGAUAGAGCCCUUGUUGUCGAGGCAUUUUUGGCUUGCGAUCGCAACGAGGAAUUGGCGGCUAACUACCUGCUGGAAAAUGCUGGAGAUUUUGAGGAUUGAGCUGAGAACUUUACCCAGUUGGAUUCAUAGGUUUUUUUUUUAAAUUUAGUUUUUUUUUUUGUUUUUAAAUAAUUAAUUAUUAUUAUUGUUUUACAGAUGAGUCUUUGUCAGCAUCCUUGGUAGUGUAUGGAUUUACAUAGUAAAACCCUGAUAACGAUUCCUUGAAAGUAAAUUUUGAGAAUGUGUUAUGUCUUGUUUUAA